Ruditapes philippinarum (Manila clam) is the source of this 1190-nucleotide messenger RNA. RefSeq lists its product as uncharacterized. Gene Ontology annotation, molecular function: zinc ion binding. The record is from RefSeq and is a predicted model, not a curated record. Lineage: Eukaryota; Metazoa; Mollusca; Bivalvia; Venerida; Veneridae. The coding region runs from base 45 to 356 and encodes 103 amino acids. The transcript is spliced from 2 exons.
GCCCUGUCUGGACAUUAAGAUUCUAGAUAAAGGUCAAGUCAAGGAUGGAACUAGCGGAACUUUGCCCUUUAGCACCAACACAAAGAUGCGAGAGACACGGGUUUAAACCUGUUGACAUGUACUGUCAAAGUCAUGAUAACGUUGGGUGUACUUCAUGUAUGGCAGUAGAUCACAGGUCUUGUAACGAUGUUUUCUACGUGCCUGAGUACGUCUUAGAUCAUGACCCUACAACUCAAUGUGAAGACGUUCAACGCAAAAUGCUAGCUGUUACCGAUGACAUUGAAUUUCAGCUAAACAUUCGACAACGGGAAAUAAAACGUCUGUUUCAGCGGAAAAAGAAGAAGUUGAAAACAUAAAACAGUUCCGGAUUGACAUCAACCAGAAACUUGACAAUCUUGAAAAGAAAUGCAUUGAUAACAUAGAAGAUAAAUACAAAGUAUUAAUCAAGAAGUUUGAAGAGCAAAUUACCAUAUUGACAACUUUCCAAACAGAUGUUCAGACUUCAGCAGCAGAUAUUAUAUCCGCCUCAUCAAAUGUGUCGCAAAAAUUUGUGGGGAUGAAAGUAGCUUACUCGGUUACAGAAAGAGUAGAUAAUGUUUAAAAGAGAAAGCAGUGGAAUUCAAAAGAUUUGAUGUUGUCUUUGAACAACAACCGAAGUUCAUGUCAAUGAUAGACCAAAUGGACAUGUUGGGAGAAAUUGUUGAAGCCAGUUAUAUAUAGGCUAGGGGAAAAGAGGGAGAUUAGUAUGAAACAUGAUUCAGACUCGAACCCCUGUCAUGAUAUACGCAGUAUAUGUCAGCUUAAGGAUGGCUGAAUACAAUAAUAAAAGCUUAAACGUCUUGACAUGACCUCAUUUAAAAUAUUAGAUGUCUGUCAACUUCCAAGAUCCCCGUGGCAAAUUUGUGAAGUUGACAAUGAGAUAGCUGUAUCCUCCAGUUGGAUAAACAUCGACAUUGUAACUACAGAAGGUCCUCUUAAAGUAGCACGGGAAAUAAAAACUGAUCAUCGCUGUUUUGGUUUAGGGUACAAAAAUGGAAAAUUGUAUGUUACUGAUUUAAUGGAGACUAUGUUUGUCUACAACAAGACAGGGACAAUGCUGAUACAAUUUUCCAAAGAUCAGUCAGGUAACAACUUGUUUAACAAUAUCUACAGUCUUACAGUCAGUCAAGAUGGCGAGAGGAUGUAUGUUG